Monopterus albus (swamp eel) is the source of this 2593-nucleotide messenger RNA. It is a transcript of the gene ngly1, whose product is annotated as N-glycanase 1. Gene Ontology annotation, molecular function: peptide-N4-(N-acetyl-beta-glucosaminyl)asparagine amidase activity. Gene Ontology annotation, cellular component: nucleus; cytosol; cytoplasm. Bases 185 to 2092 code for a protein of 635 amino acids. Gene Ontology annotation, biological process: glycoprotein catabolic process; protein deglycosylation. NCBI's taxonomy places the organism in Eukaryota, Metazoa, Chordata, Actinopteri, Synbranchiformes, Synbranchidae. The record is from RefSeq and is a predicted model, not a curated record. The transcript has 12 exons.
AAUUAUAAUUAAACACAAUUUGUGUAUUACAAUCGUUUUCAAACCUGCGAACACUCAUUCAGGCAUUGAUAGGGCAGCUUCUAUCAGGACCCAACACGUCUAGUUAGCCUUCAAUUUCAUUAUUAGCAUUAACUCUAAUGCUCAAAACUGCACAGACGUUUUAGUUUGUAAGAGAAUUACCAGUAUGAGUAUGUCCCCAGCAGUUACAACACUGUGUGAAAAUUCAAACGAGGUCUUUCUAGACGUGGCCAAGUUGUUACUUACAUACGCGGACAAUAUUUUACGGUAUCCCAAUGAGGAAAAGUACAGGUCGAUCCGCAUAGGAAAUCCUACUUUCUCCACAAAGCUGCUGCCCAUCAAAGGAGCUGUGGAAUGUCUCUUUGAGAUGGGAUUUGAGGAGGCGGAGACCCACUUGGUAUUUCCUAAGUCUGCAUCAGUGGAAAAGCUGAAGCUCAUCCGGGAAUCCAUAGCAGCAGAGAGGGAUCAGAGGCUCCGUGUAGGACAGCCUGUCCAGCCAUCCACUCUGGUUGCACCCUCAGCUUCAGCACCAGAAAGCUCUGCUGCUACAUCCUGCCAGCCAGUUUCACCACCUCCACCAGAGUCAUCAUCCUUGGAGAGCAGUAUGAGCUUCUUUGUGACUCUCCAGUCUAACUUCCAACACGUGAUGCUCUAUGAAAAUCCUGAGCUGCAGCAGAAAGCCAAGACCCACAUCCCUCACCAGCAGAUGUCUUCUACCGCUCAGCACAAGCUGAAGGGGGCUAAAGAGGCUGACCCAGAAUGUAAACUUGGAAUAGAAGACUUCCUGGUGCUGGAGUUACUCCAGUGGUUCAAACAGGACUUCUUCUCCUGGGUGGACUGUUGUCCCUGCAGCCGUUGUGGAGGUCCGACCCAGAACGCUGGCUCCCUCAGUCCCAGCACUGAUGACCUUCGCUGGGGAGCUCAGCGAGUGGAGAACCACUACUGUCAGGGCUGCAAACACUCCACCAGGUUCCCAAGGUACAACAAUCCCGAAAAGCUGCUGGAAACCAGGAAGGGGCGCUGUGGAGAGUGGGCUAACUGUUUCACCCUGUGCUGCAGAGCCCUUGGACUUGAGGCCAGGUAUAUCUGGGACAGCACAGACCAUGUGUGGACAGAGAUUUACUCUGUCUCUCAGCAUCGCUGGCUGCACUGUGACUCGUGUGAGAAUGUCUGUGAUAAGCCUCUACUGUAUGAGGUUGGCUGGGGAAAGAAACUGGCCUAUGUUCUGGCCUUCUCUAAAGACCAGGUGGUGGAUGUGACGUGGAGGUACUCCUGCAACCAUCCAGAGGUUUUGUCGAGAAGGACUGCUGUUCAAGAGGCAUGGCUUCUUCACACCAUUAAUCGGCUCAAUGCCUCAAGGCAGCAGUCCCUGAGUCCAGACAGGAAGAAAGAGCUGACAGAGCGGUUGCUGGUCGAGCUGGUGGAGUUUAUCUCCCCCAAGAACCCAAAACCAGGACAGCUGGGUGGACGCAGCUCUGGCUCUCUGGCAUGGAGGAUAGCCAGAGGGGAGACCGGCCUGACUGAUUUAGCACAGGCUGCAGAAUAUGUGUUUACUCCUACUGAGAAAGAGAAGAGUGACAAAUUGCUGCAUGUGCAAUAUAGUGUCACCAAAGACCAGUACUGUCGAGUGUCCAACAGCUCUGAGGUCAUUCAGGGCUGGGAUCAGUGUGUGUGGAGCAAGGAGUCAGUCUUCAGAAAGGUGGAAAAGGACUGGCAGAUGGUGUACAUAGCUCGAACAGAAGGCUCCGCUACAGGAAUAAUCAGCUGGAAGUUUGAUUUUGCCCCAGUGGGAAUGAAGAUAAAAUCUGUCUCGAUCAUGGCCAGCAGUCAGACAUUCCACUCGGGGAAAGUCUCCUGGCAGUUGCAGUCAGGCCAGAAUACUACAGAAUUCUCUGGAGAUGGGAAGAUGCAGUUGUUUUCAUGUCUGUCUGGCUCUUCAGACUUUGUCCUUGUAGCAGAACUCAGUGGUGGAGAAGGAGAGACAUCUUGGCAGCACUCUCAGCUGUUCAGACAGAGCUUGAAGGAGACAGAGGAGUCUUCAUUUGAAAUUCUUAUCCACAUAGAAGAUGCUUAACAGUUGUUUUCUCUCGACAGAAUUGGACCCUUAAUACCUUUUUACUCUUGGCUGACUGAAAAGUUCAGUGGUAAAUGUUUGGAGGAUAGUUUGGAUUGCACUCUUUAAAUAUGUGUCCAUCCUCCAGGAUGAGUAAUCUUCUAAUGAUAGAUGAAUGACAACAUGAGUUUCAUACCUCUCACAAAGUACAGAUGUUGUCAUCUGUCUCACUUCGAGUUGACUAAUGGCCAAAUAACCCACGAGACUGUCUACAGUAUACCUGUAAAGAGUUUUAACUGUAAAGCCAUAGGUUUUUGAAACAUACUGUAUGCCUUUACUGGGAAUGUGUCUGUAAUAUGUGAUGUAUAGAGAUAUUUCACAAAACAAACCAGGGUUGAUCCCCUUAUCAGCUUAGGUUUCUCCAGUUCUCCUGCUAGUAAUAAACAAACUAUUGUUGAGAGUUUUAUUUAAUAGGUACUGGGUUACUGUAAUUUUACACCUUACCAUCUCCAGUUACAUGCU